Messenger RNA from Plutella xylostella (diamondback moth), 2616 nucleotides. RefSeq lists its product as uncharacterized. NCBI's taxonomy places the organism in Eukaryota, Metazoa, Arthropoda, Insecta, Lepidoptera, Plutellidae. The record is from RefSeq and is a predicted model, not a curated record.
UGGUUGACCAAAUUGACAGUUGUUGUUUGUUGUGUUGUUGGUUGGCUUGGUUUUAGUUUUUUCAAAUUAUACAAUUAAUUACGGACAUAAUAGUCUGCCUUUUUCUUCAUAUAAGUGCAUUUAUAUUAAUUCCGUCACACUAACUCAAACGGAUGAUGGCUCAAACAGAGGAUACUGAACUCAGAGAUUUGGUUAUGGAGGCGUUAGAAAAGAACGGUUCCUUGGCAAAAAUUCGUGCCCUUCUGCGUGCUAAUGUUUUCUUGGCAUUUGAAGAAGAUAGUGAAAUUAUCAAACAUAAUAUAAGCUUGGACAAUAUCUUAAAAGUUCCUGAAGGCAUUCUAACUUUAUCACUUGUACAUGAAUUCUUGGAAUUUUGUGAACUAAAAAAUACUUUAUUUGUUUACAUGUCUGAAACAAGACAAGGUAAAGAAUACUCGUAUGAGGGUCAAAAGCAGCUAGCAGAUAAGCUUCAUGGCUUUAAUUAUGACGAAACUAAAGAACCUAUACUGCUUUCCAUUGUGAAGAAUAUAUCAAAAGUUUAUCAACGCAAGUGUUAUGAUCACGGAGAUGGUACAGUUGUUCACAGAGAUGACCAAAACUCUACAUACAUAGUGCAUGAAGAUUCGAGCUGCAAUAACAGUUCUUCAAGCCAGUCCAAUUCACAAUCAGAUCAAUCAUCAGAUGAAAAGAAUAAACUUCAUCUCCAACUUCCUUUGGAUAAUUCUGAUACAGAUACAUCAAGUGACUCUGCAAGGGAAAAAACUAGAUCUGAGUAUAUUCCUAAUGAUCAUAUUGUGAUUCAUGAUGAGGGAGAGGACCAUACAGACAACAGCAAGAAGCACCUGUUAAAAAUUAACGAGAGUAAUAAUACUAAUAUGGGCCAUUCCAAAUUGAGUGGAAUUCAAAGCAAUUUACUUAAUGUUAGUACACUAAGACUGAAAUACAAUGACAAUUAUCCCUUAAAGACUGAGGAGACAAGUAUUGCUGCUAAUAACAGUGACGAAUCUACAUCAUAUGUUGAUGUAAAUCCCUAUGACCAUGUUUCUGAUAGCAUAAAUACAUCUGGUAUACCAGAUAAACCUUCUGAGGUGUUGCCAGUUGAAAAGGAUAAAGGUUCUGUGUCUGAAAAUGAAAUAAAGAACUCACCUCAACAAGACUCAAUCUCUUUGGCUACAUCAAGCAAUGUAACUUCACUUUCAUCUAAACAUAUCAGUUAUACUACCAUGAUGAAAAAGUUUAUGGAUGAAUCAAAUAAGUCUGCAACCAAUACACCAGAAUAUACUUGUGAUUUUUCUUCAUCUCCGCCAACCAAUGACAAGCAAUCUGAUUUAGAACCCAACUUGAAAUCACCAGGCUCCACUGUUGUUGAAGAGGGUGAAAUGGUUUCUCCUAACAUAAAUAAGCAUUCAAGGGUUGACAGUCCUCAUCAAAACUCACAAAGCUCUCAAAGUUCUGUGUCCAUAUCAGAUGUAGCAGAUUUGAUAGAACUAAGUGAAGCAAAUUCCCCAAUGAUGUACAAAAUCAGUGAACAGAACAGAUCUAAGGAAUUGACGAGUUCAGUAAGUAAUUCACUUCACAAUAGAAAUGAAUUUGUCAGUAAGGCAAAUAGUCAUCAUAAAUUACCCAGUGAUGAUUCUGGUGAUUUUUCUGAAUCAUCUGUGCCUUCAUUAUCUAAUUUAAGUUUAGAUAUUCAUAGUGACUAAUAGUUGACUGUAGAAAAAGAUUCAGCCAUUCCUAUUUAUGUAAGCUUCACAAACUUGAGAUAAUGUUUAACUGCUGUAUUCAGGUUUUCCUGUAUACUUUAUAGUUUUGGAAUUAAUACAUAUUUUUAUGUAUUAAACAAAGGUUGUGCCUUAUGUUUCAUGACUACAAAUAAAUUGAUGGUUCCUGCAAGUUUAGUGUCAAGAUUGAACAAUAGUUCUAGUCCUAGAGUUUCCGUCCAAAAGGCUGCAUUGUAUUGCUGGAAUGGUGAUUUAGCAUUUAUCAAGGUUUUUCUUUUUUAGAUUUAAACACUGAAAAUGUAUGAAUUUUUCAUGAAUUAAUAAAUAUUGAUCAUUCUUAGCGUGUUCUUUUUUCACCUGUCUAUUAAAUUUUUUUUAGAGGUAAUGCAGGUAGGAAAUUUAAAAUAUUAGGUGGUUUAUAUAAUCAAUGUUUAUUUCACAAUUUCGUAAAGCAUAGAUUGUAGAUAUCACGUUCUUGUUAUGCACACAAUUCAAUCAAUAUUCAAACACUAUGUUGUUACACAUCUCUAUACAAGUUGCCAUUAUAUUGUUUAUGGCAUAGGGCAGUUAGUGCAAUCGCAUAGAAAAAAAUUAUAUUAAAAGUUUUUUAUUUACACCUAUAAAUACUUUAUUAGGUACAUGAGUUUUAUAUGAAAAUGGUAUAAAAAUUACAUAUACUAUAACUACAUACAAUACAGUAGUAAUACAAAUGCGGUUCUUACCCUAACUUUGAAAAAAUAUAACAAUAGUAAAAGCUACAUCGCUUUAAUAAUAACAGUAACAAUUACACUUCACGAUUGUUUCAUAAAAAUGCAAAAAUACUUACUCCAGGCACUCACUGCUAUUUGUUUCUUGCAAGAUUAUGCGUCCUUUCUCAAAGUAAUAAUUUUACUAA